AUGUAUUCGCAUAUACUUUUGUUUGGGGCCACAGGGGCUGCUGGGUCACUUUUUGCGAAAUUUGCCUUGCGGAAGAACUACAAACUCACCAUCUACGUACGAAAUCCCGGCAAAGUAGAUCCCGACAUAGCUUCUCAUAAGAAUGUCACCGUGAUUACCGGCGAACUUUCUGAUCAAAGCAAGCUCCUUGAGGCUGUCAAAACUGGUGUGGACUCGGUAGUACUACUUGUUGGUGGUGACAUGUCCACCAAGGGAACGCCGCUACUUGAUGGAAUCAAGACUCUAUAUCCCAUUUUGAUUGCUCAAAAUGUAAAACGAGUCAUAGUUCUUUCAACGCCCUCGUAUUCUGACCCAAAAGAUAAAACGAAUUUAUUCUUCUGGUUUGGAGUUAGGGCGUUAUGGUAUUUAGCUCGCGAUCAGCAACUCCAGGUCAUCGGGUUGGCAACGCACACGAUUAGCCAGUCUUUGGAGCAAUUGGAGUGGACAGUAAUUAGGAUACCAAUGUUGACAAAUCACAGUGCUAUGCCUGUCUAUGCUGGCUACGUUGGGGACGGGCGUGCAAAGUCGAAAUUAAGCAGGCAAAGCCUCGCACAAUGGUGCUUGGAAGAAUUGGAGGCCAAAAAUUGGGUUGGAAAAGCCCCAUUUUUAUCGAACAAAUAA
Messenger RNA from Talaromyces proteolyticus, 660 nucleotides. RefSeq lists its product as uncharacterized. The transcript has 4 exons. Bases 1 to 660 code for a protein of 219 amino acids. Lineage: Eukaryota; Fungi; Ascomycota; Eurotiomycetes; Eurotiales; Trichocomaceae. The record is from RefSeq and is a predicted model, not a curated record.